This is a messenger RNA of Chinchilla lanigera (long-tailed chinchilla), 873 nucleotides long. It is a transcript of the gene Alox5ap, whose product is annotated as arachidonate 5-lipoxygenase-activating protein. The record is from RefSeq and is a predicted model, not a curated record. The transcript has 5 exons. NCBI's taxonomy places the organism in Eukaryota, Metazoa, Chordata, Mammalia, Rodentia, Chinchillidae. Gene Ontology annotation, biological process: leukotriene biosynthetic process. Gene Ontology annotation, molecular function: glutathione transferase activity; glutathione peroxidase activity; leukotriene-C4 synthase activity. Bases 73 to 558 code for a protein of 161 amino acids. Gene Ontology annotation, cellular component: nuclear envelope; endoplasmic reticulum; membrane.
CUUCCUCUUCCUGCUAGGCUCAGGCUGCAGUGCUGGGCCGCGCCAGUCUCCCGUGCAGAGCCUGAAGCAAGCAUGGAUCAAGAAGCCGUGGGCAAUGUUGUCCUGUUGGCUAUUGUCACCCUCAUCAGCGUGGUCCAGAACGCGUUCUUUGCCCACAAGGUGGAGCACGAAAGCAAGACCCAGAAUGGGCGGAGCUUCCAGAGGACAGGAACUCUUGCCUUUGAGCGCGUCUACACUGCCAACCAGAACUGCGUAGACGCAUACCCUACAUUCCUGGUGGUGCUCUGGACUGCGGGGCUUCUUUGCAGCCAAGCUCCUGCCGCCUUUGCUGGGCUGAUGUACUUGUUUGUGAGGCAAAAGUACUUCGUGGGCUAUCUGGGGGAGAGAACGCAGAGCACCCCGGGCUACAUAUUUGGGAAGCGCGUCAUCCUGUUCCUUUUCCUCAUGUCCCUUGCUGGUAUACUCAACUAUUACCUCAUCUUCUGUUUCGGAAGUGACUUUGAAAACUACAUAAAGACCGUAACCACCACCAUCUCCCCUCUACUCCUCAUUCCCUAACUCUCCGCUGAAUUCAGGGCUGGCACUCCCUGCUAAUCAAUACCUACGAGUCAUCAUAACUCAACCCUUUGCAGGAUUUAGGUCCUCUUUAGAUAGCUGUAAAUCUGAUGACUAGCUGGGCUUCACUGCUUGAGUUAACCUUGCUUUUCCGGGAAGAAAAGAAAUGUCCUAUCAGCUCUGCCCCUCAAACAUGGCAGUGACGCCAGAUUUAUUAUUCAAAUCCAUUCUGUGUAUUGCAUGAUGUACCAUUCUUUCUGAAGAUUUUUUGUGACCAGGUCUAUGUUUUCCUAAAAUAAAAUUCACAGACAAGUCUGA